AUGAAUACACGAUCCGGUAGAUCGAGAUACCGGACCAGUUCUUUAUUAGAAGAGAUUCGUAUGUCGGACGAUGCCGAAGAUGCCGAAACUACCUUAACAGAGCAAUCUUCAUCGCAAAACCAAUCCCCAUCCCCUUCUAAAUCUAUCAGGAAGAGAAGUGCUAGAAUUUCAUCUGUAGAAACUUCCACCUCAAAAGAAUUGGAAGAGCUGAGGUUUAACUUCAAAGAGGCGGUGAGAGGAGCUUUCCAAUCUGUAGAUCAACAUUUGACCCCUUAUAUUAAUCAAACAAAAGCCGUUUUUCUAAAGUUACAAAAUAGUUCCCCAUGUUACUGGAAAGCUUUCAAACCUGAAUUUACAUUUCGACUGAACUUCAUGGUUCAAAGCAUAGAACCUAUAGUAAAUCGUUCUAACGUAUAUACUAUGAUUGUGGAAGCUACCUUUGCGCUCGCGAAUGAAACUCAAACGGCUUCUAAUGUGCUGCAACACCUUAUCUCUUAUUGUGAUGGAUUGCAAUGUGCUGAAGAUCCAGCUGUUCGUUUCAAUAUUUGUUGUCUAGUUGGCAUUCUUCUGGACUUCUGGCCUAUAUAUCCUGCUGAUCCACCAAGUCACGAUGUCCUAACGAAGAGGCAACGAGAUAUGUUGUACAGUAUCAUUCGUUCGCGUCGCUUGGACAAGAACUCGCUAGUAAGAAGCCAGGCACUCAAAGCUUGUCGAAUUAUUCAAGAUAGUCCCAUCAGUAGUGAUUUCAAGCAAGGAAUUGCGUUUGGUCCGAAGGAUAUUUUACAUCAGGCACUGCAAGACAAAGAUGCGUUGUGUCGAGUAGCUGCGGUAGAAACUUUAACAUUUGAUCUCACUUGUAAUGAACAUGUACAAACUCUAAUUGAUAUAGCUAUUAGUGAUGGCCACAUGCAGGUCCGAUCUGCCGCUCUACGAGGACUUGUAAACUUGAAUUUGAAUCUUUUAAGUAAAGAUCAAAUAAGAGAUUUACUGCAAUCUGUACUAUUUGACACUCAUGAAUUCGUUCGAAAAGUGGCUAAGUCUGUGCUUCUGAAGGGAUGGAUAUCAUUACUUGCUGCGGAUAUAAAAAAGAAAAUGAAACGUAAAUCCAAAACAGUAAAUCCGCAAAUAGACUUUAACAAAGAAUCUAAUCAUGGUUGGGGUGCAGGACUGUUCGCAUUAAUUUCUAAGUUGCCUUGGAUAGAGGAUCCGGAUGUCGUCUCUGAGCUCAUUUUCUGUGCCUUUGAUUUAGUCCGGGAGGAACUAGGAUCUGUGCCAGUAUCCCAAUUUCUUCUUUCUUUGAGAGAAGAUGAAAUACCACCAAUACCGAUAAUGCGUUAUAACUGUAACAUCGUGAUGGAACAUGAGAUGCCCGGUUUGAAACUAGCUCUGUCUUGUUAUUAUUGGAGAUGCUUGAUCGAAUAUACAUUUUUACGUACAUCUAAAUCAACAAACUCUGCAGAGAGAGCUUCAUGUAUACAUCGUUUAGCUCCCACUUUGAGAGAGCUAGCUGUUCUAGCACGCGGAGUGAAGACUAUUCCUGGUUUCAAAGGCUUCUCUUCCAGUGACGAAGAGUUACAGUACUUGACUAUGACUCAAAUAGCAUUUAAAGAAAUUCUGAAAGCAUUGCCUUUUUUGGAAGAAGAUACGUGUGGAGUAGACGAAUGGCGGGUAACACUUGAAGAGGCGUUGCUGGAUUUCACUAUGAAGAAAGAUGUGACUGACGUUAUAGCGAAACAGCUAGCAUAUAUAAUUUACAAAGAAAAUCCUAUGACCGCUUUCGAAGUUUUUGUAAAUACUACUGCUCAGUUGGUUGACAAGGAUAUCAACCCUGACGCAACGAUUAUGAAUGAAACGCUUAGUGUACCCAAUCGCGUGUACACAGUGGAGGUCAACGAAGUUAUCACUGCAUAUUGUUUGCAAGUAAUUAACUCUAUUUUGAAAACCGGUAUUGUAAAAAAAAUGGGAGCUAUCGUACAGGAUAAAUAUGAAUAUCUCUUAUGUCCUGCCAUCAAGAACAGAGAUCCCACUGUUCGAAACUGGGCUAUAGAAUCUGUGGGUAUCCUUGGUUUAUUAGAUAUGGGAAUAUUAGAACGAAAUUGGUAUAUGAUGUACAGAGGCAUGAAAGUAGAGUGUAUCCCGACUAAAAUAUUGUGUAUGGAGAUCAUUUGUGAUUGGGCAAUACAAUGUGGAAUCAAUAGGAAUGAAAACCUUUACGAUGCAGAAAAGUUUUUAAAUGCAUUACAUAGCAAUUUAUUGCCAGAAACAGAAGACCUCAAAAAUCCCAAUCUGAAAGUUCUUGAGCGUACUAUAAUCGCGUGCUGCAAGUUCUUCCUAUGUUGUCCGCGUUUUCAGGAAAAAGUUGACUGGGAAAAGACAAUCAGUCGAAUAGCCUGUUUAGUGUAUUCCCCUAUAUUGGCACAAAGUGCUCACGUAAAAGCGUGCUUAUCCCAAUUUUUCCCAUGUUUCGUAAGCACAAGAAGAAAUCAAGGAAUGAUGGUGAAGGUGUUCUGGAACUUGGUGAACAUGCAUGUGUCGGGAAAGCAUGAUGAAUUGAUAUCUGAGGACAAUCUCAAAACAUGCCUAAAGAUGGUGCUGGAAUUCACAAAGAGAAAAAUGGUUACAAACAGCAAAGGGCAAGAGAAGGAUUUUCCAUCAUACCACAUUUUGAUUUGUAAAUCCCUUCUGCGUUACCUCCAGGCUCAUUAUCUAUAUAAGAGAUUGGUCCUACCAUCGUAUUGCUUGCUCUACUUCGAAUACGAAUUGUUUCCUAAGGAGGAUUUAGCUUCCAUUUUCGAGGAUGUUUCGAAUGCUUAUGUGGUUUUCAUGAGAACAGUGGGUGAAAAAUCAAAAAUUAUAAUAAACCUGAGGAAAACUGCCAAACGCAUUUUGCCUCUAUGUGAGGAUGUUUUAGAGAAUCUCGAAGCUUUUUCAAAGUGGGAUUGA
Molecule: messenger RNA, 2943 nt
Organism: Auanema sp. JU1783
Lineage: Eukaryota; Metazoa; Nematoda; Chromadorea; Rhabditida; Rhabditidae
Source: the annotation of a GenBank genome assembly